UUUGAAUCUCAGAAGCCGCGGCAAUGGAUCAGUACGUCCGCGACUUUAACCAGUUCCUUCAGGAGUCGCCCGACUUGCCCAUCGCAGUCAAUGCAAUCCGCACGCUCGUCAAGCUGCUCCAAGCCAGCAAAGCGACGACAAUGAUGGAGUUGCGCGAUCAGCUCCAGGAACUCAUUCAAGCAAUGGUUGACAAGUCGGGCAACUCGACCCUGUCGCUCUCCUCUGGCUGCCAGUUGUUUAUGAGCUUUGGCACUCGUGCCGAGUCCUUUGAUUCGGUCGAGCAUUCCAAGGUGCGAUUGAUCGAGCGAGCAAAGAUUUUCAUCCAAAAGGCAACCGACAGCCGAAAGAAGAUUGCGACCUUGGGCAACCCGUUCAUUCGCGACGGCGCAACCAUCCUCACACACUCCCGCUCUCGAGUGGUCGAAAAGCUCUUGCUCGAGGCAGCCGCCGCCAACAAGCGCAUCAGUGUCUUCAUGACCGAAUCACGACCCGAUGGCUCCGGCUACAUUGCAGCUGAGCAAUUGCGCGCCGCUGGCAUCCCAGUCACCAUGAUUCUUGAUGCUGCUGUCGGCCACAUUAUUGGCAAGGUUGAUUUGGUCCUUGUUGGCGCUGAGGGUGUUGUCGAAAGUGGCGGCAUUGUCAACAAGAUUGGCACCUACCAACUCGCCAUUGUUGCCAAGGUUGCCAACAAGCCAUUCUAUGCAGUCGCGGAAAGCUUCAAGUUUGUGCGCAUGUAUCCGCUCAGCCAGUAUGAUUUGCCUGUUCAAAGCGACAAUGCAGCACCCUUCUACCCUUCUAUUGUCCCUACUCAGGCCAACUCUACCGAGUUGAAGUUCCUCAACCCGUCCGUCGACUAUACCCCUCCGGCGUACAUUUCACUGCUGUUCACUGAUCUGGGUGUGUUGACCCCAUCUGCCGUCAGUGACCAACUGAUUCUUCUGUACACAUGAGGUUGGGGUUUUUUUUUUUCCUGUUUGGACAGUAAACAAACUCUUACGCAUUUCUUUCCCAA
Molecule: messenger RNA, 1012 nt
Organism: Capsaspora owczarzaki ATCC 30864
Lineage: Eukaryota; Filasterea; Ministeriida; Capsasporidae
Product: translation initiation factor eIF-2B subunit alpha
Exons: 7
Coding region: 24-950 (308 amino acids)
Biological process (GO): translational initiation
Cellular component (GO): eukaryotic translation initiation factor 2B complex
Molecular function (GO): guanyl-nucleotide exchange factor activity; translation initiation factor activity
Source: RefSeq, a predicted model, not a curated record